UGAUCAGACUCUUUGUCGCUCUUUGUGCUCUUUUUUCUCUCUUCACAGCUGUGAAAACUUCUGACAUCAAGGAGAUUGACGUGAUAACAGUAAAGCAUGGAGGAGAUGUAACUAUGGAGUGUAGCAAUAGCAGUGUCAUAAAGAAAGAUAUUGUAGUUUGGUACAGACAGAUUUCAGGAAAAUUACCUCGUUUUAUUGCAAAACCAUACAAGAACAAAUUGGGCUACAAAUUUGCUCCAGGAUUUAAUGAUACACGUUUCAGUUUUAGUGUAAAUGACAGUAAAUUUGAUCUCAAUAUUAAAAAAACAAGAGAAGAUGAUAAAGGAGAAUAUUUCUGUGGAGAAUUGGAAGGAACUCUACUGAAGUUCACAUCUGGAACACGUCUGCAAUUUGAAGAUAAAAAGACACACUGUAAUACAUCUGGAACUCCAAACAGAGGUUCACACAGCAACAAUAGAACAGGCGAAUACAACUGGAUUAUUCCCUUAAUAGCCUCUAAUAUAUUCUCGGUUAUUGUAAUCACACUUCUGCUUGGAGUUUUAUAUAAAAAUCACAGAAAAGAUGCUUCAUCAAGCAACCAUCAAAUUCCCACCAAUCAGACUUCUGAUGAUGAUGUAUUGAACUACGCAGCUGUGAGUUUUGCUAAAAAACCUUCAUCCUCCAGAACAUCCAGAGCCAAGAGCCAUGAAGACGUUUACGCUCAAGUUAAAAUUAAAUAA
This is a messenger RNA of Tachysurus fulvidraco (yellow catfish), 719 nucleotides long. RefSeq lists its product as uncharacterized. The record is from RefSeq and is a predicted model, not a curated record. Bases 114 to 719 code for a protein of 201 amino acids. Gene Ontology annotation, biological process: response to bacterium. Lineage: Eukaryota; Metazoa; Chordata; Actinopteri; Siluriformes; Bagridae. The transcript is spliced from 6 exons.